AUGCACAUCAAUGGAUUGAACGAGGUUUGGAAAAAAUUCGACGACUUACAAUUUAGUAUUGAGGAACUGGAUGAAUCCGAAGGGGCGAGACGAUUUGAAAUUCAAAAUAAUUAUUACGCGGUGGUGGCUAGGGCCAACCGACUACUACAAAACACCCAAACACCGGUGUCUCCCACAACACGUAUUAACCCUUCUCCUGCGUCGACGGUACCUGCUCCAAUGGCCAUUAAAUUGCCCGAAAUGCGGCUACCUACCUUUGACGGAUCAAUCGAAGAAUGGUCUUCUUUCUAUGAUAUUUUUUCAGCAAUGAUUGGCCGUAACGAAGACUUAACCCCGGUCCAAAAACUACAAUAUCUGCGAUCAACUUUAAUCGGCAAGGCCGCCGCUUGUAUACAAUCACUAAGUACGACUGAUGCUAACUAUAACGAUGCCAUAGAAAUAUUAAAAGAAAAAUUCGAUUGCCCACGUCGAAUAAUUUUAGAUCAUUGCGAUGCACUGCGUAAUAUCCCAAAAUUGUCAAAAGAUACACCGGAGGCAUUAAAUAAUUUGAUAGAUAUUAUCACCCAACACCUUCGGGCGUUGAAAAAUUUAGGUGAGAAUGUAACAUCAUGGAAUAGUAUCCUGCUAUCAAUAAUACUAUCGAAAUUGAAUAAUGAUACCAUUUGGCAUUGGGAAUUAACCCUUAAAGACAAAAGGAAAAUACCAGAAUACACAGAGCUUCUUCAAUUUUUGGAAAGGCGAGCAAGCUGCGCGCUUCCAUCAUAUUCAAAAUCCACCGUAUCCACAGGACGAAACGAAACAAAGGAUCAUGAUGUUACCAAAUUAAACAAUAAACGAUCCUCAAGAGGUUAUGCAUUUCUAGUAUCAAAAUCUAAUCGAAAUCACCCGUAUAAAAAUGUAUCAACUAAUAAACCUCAAACAGCAGGUUCAAUCCAACGUUGCCCUAUCUGCAAGCAAUGUCAUGUGAUCUGGAUGUGUGAACAAUUUAAUAGCUUAUCAGUUCAGGAUAGGAAAAUGGCUGUGGAAAAAGAAUCGUUAUGCUUUAAUUGUUUAAGGGAAGGGCAUACUGUGAAUUCUUGCAAAAAAGGAAAUUGUCGAAUUUGCCAUAAACGUCACAAUACAUUAUUGUAUUUAUCAACAAAUUCUACAAAUUCACCGUCUCAGCGUUCAGCAGAUUCGCAUCAUACCACGAAUCACCAGAAACCGACAAAUUGA
Messenger RNA from Megachile rotundata (alfalfa leafcutting bee), 1215 nucleotides. RefSeq lists its product as uncharacterized. NCBI's taxonomy places the organism in Eukaryota, Metazoa, Arthropoda, Insecta, Hymenoptera, Megachilidae. The record is from RefSeq and is a predicted model, not a curated record.